This is a messenger RNA of Emericellopsis atlantica, 1371 nucleotides long. RefSeq lists its product as uncharacterized. The record is from RefSeq and is a predicted model, not a curated record. The transcript has a single exon. The coding region runs from base 1 to 1371 and encodes 456 amino acids. NCBI's taxonomy places the organism in Eukaryota, Fungi, Ascomycota, Sordariomycetes, Hypocreales, Bionectriaceae.
AUGGGUACAAGCUUCGACGCGAUAGCGCAGAGAAAUGCCCAAGAUGCCAAAAUGGCUUUCCUCGACCAGUUCACCCGAGCUAAGGAGGAUAUCGUAUCCUUUGUUGACAGCCGCCUCGGUUGGAAACAGGCCGGAAAGUUCCUCGGGUACUUCAUUGGCUCAUUCAACAUCAGCAUCGCUGUCCAGAAUGGCGAGACCGGCGAGCGUGCACUGAUUCGUUUUCCCAUACCGGGAAAAGUGUACAAAUCGUGGCUAGAGCAGAAGGUCAAGAACGAGGUCAUGGUUCUGAAAUACAUUUCCCGCCACACGGACAUCCCCAUUCCACAAGUUCAUCACUGGGGUUUAACUGAAGAAAGCCCGUGUCACAUGGGACCUUUUAUAAUCGAAGAGUUCAUGGAAGGGGAGGACCUUGGCGAGCUUCUUAGAAAGCCCUCGGACAUUAACGAAGAUCUUCUCGUUCUAAAUCCAGGCAUCAACAAUGCAAAGCUUGACUUUGUCUACGAACAGAUCGCUGGAUUUCAACUGCAGCUCUCGCGCCUGGAAUUCCCGCGCAUCGGUGCUAUCUCUAUGGACAGCGAGACAGGCGAGGGCAAAGUCACCGGACCACCACUGACUUACGACAUGAAUGAGGUCGUUGGCUUCGCUGGUUUCCCCGCUGAGAGCUACACGGCUACGGAACCCUUCAGUCGGGCGGGUGACUACUUUUCAGACCGCGCGCGAUGCAUGCAGGUAAAUCUCGAGACGCAUCGCAACAUAGGUUUCGACGAUGAUAACAUCACCUGGAGUCGGUGCGUCGCACGCCAUUGCUUUGCCAAACUAGUGCCCGUCUACGGCAACAUUGACGAAGCUGGGCCAUUCCGUCUCUUUUGCGACGAUAUGCGGCCGUCCAACAUGCUUGCCGACCCCAAGACAAUGCGCAUCACUGCCUUGCUGGAUCUCGAGUUUACCAAUGCCAUGCCGGCCCAGUACGCCUAUGAUCUGCCCUCGUGGCUCAUACUUCGGGAUCCAGCCAUCAUGAUAAGCGACUCAAAGCAGGAAUUCGUCGAUGCUUUUGAGCCGCGCAAAGACCAGUUUAUCCGUGCCAUGGAGCGUGCCGAGGCCAAAUUUCCCCCCGCAGAGGGACAGCCAACUCUUUCGGCUCGGAUACGGGAAUCAUGGGACAGCGGGCGUUUCUGGUUCAACCUUGCAGCACGAAGCAGCUUCGAUGUCGAUGAGGUUUACUGGAAGUGCCUCCACAAGGAGGGUCGAGGCGAGUCAAUGCUGGAUCAAGCAACGCUUGAUGACAAGAGCGAAUUCCUGAAGCGGAAGAAGGCCCAAUUUGACGCCUACUGGGCAGAGAAGCACAAUGACAAGCGCUUUGAGAGUAGUUGA